GCAGGUGACAGCCUUAAGUGUUCCAUCAACACGAGUGUGAUUUGCUAGACUCGUCCCACCUGGCCCUUUUGUUCCCCGAUUUCCGCGAGAUCUUCUUGGUUGGUCAGAGACUGGCUUGCCAGAGCACCAAAAAACCGACGAUGUCUACGCAGGGCACACAUCCUCUGUCCCCCCCUCCUGUGCCAACCUCACCCGCAUCCACUGGUGUGCGCAGACACCACACCAUCACGGCCACCUCUCGCACGGCAAGGGCUGGUGUACGCAAUACCAUUUCAGAGGAAACCCAGGAACAACAACUUUGGAACGACGAUGAACCUGUCGACGAAGACUGGAUCGGGGGCGUCGGCGCUGUGGGCGAGAAGACGUCCCUCCACAGGCAGAGUUCCCUCCCAACCAAAUCUAAGCGAGCCUUCCAUGCCCUGAGCUCGAGGCAGCCCGGAAAUCGCACCCCACGAGGUAUGAAUAGCCUCACCGCAAUCGCUGGCCACGAGGGUGAUGAAGAGGACUGGGAAAAUGAUAUGCGAAGCUUCCACAACGAAGAUGAGGACCUCUCGAACGCAAGCACUGCUCAGCAUCAGCAGAUCGUCGACGCACAGUCACAGUCAUCCAGUGGCAAUCCAUCCCCACUCUCCCCGCAGUAUGCAGGAGGACCUGUUCCGUCUCCCCCUCCCGCCGGCUCUGGGGUACGCCGUCAUCAAAGCUUGACUUACGGGGCCCAGAGCGGCGUCAAACAAACGUCUGGAUUGAAGCGAGCAGGCACGUUGCAGGCCGGUGCUAGGCAGCCUACCGCUGUCGGACAGUCUGCAGCACCUACCCCCGCUGAGGAAGAUUACAAGGAAGAAGCUGAACUCGUCAACCCGUAUGAGGAAGAAUCCUACUUUUCCCCCAAGUCACCACCUCCCAACCAGCAGCAGUAUGGGACGCAAGGUCAGGCCCAGUAUCCAACUAGCCCCAUGGGACGGUCGUCCCCUUGGGGGGCCUCGUUCUCUGCCGUGGGCACUGGUAAUAUCGACGACGUCACGCGUGCACUCUCCACUAUGGAGCUUCACAAUAACAGUCAGAUGUACAACAACAUGACAAUGCAAAAUAGCCAGUCUGCGCAAGCACCACGCUUCAGUCCCCCGUCUGCUAUGCGAGGCAAUUACAUGCAAGGUGGUAACGGCGGUGGGCGCAAGUUACAGCUAAAUUCCGAGCUCGACGGUCGCAAGACGCCAACAGCACAACCUGCGAUCGGGCCGCGUGGGUCUGGCACCGAAGGAGACCGUGCAGGCGCAUCCGGAACUGCUCCCUGGGAUCAGAAGGAGAAGCUUCUGAGUCAGCGUACCUCGAACCCCAACUUGAAUUAUGGGUACAAUCAAGGACAGAAGAGCAACAUUCCCAGUGUUCCUCCCAUUCCCGCUCAAUACCUCAACCAAGCAGGAAACGCGCAGUCUCCUCGCCUGGGGAGCAACUUCCCACAGGGCUCCACGCGGCAAAACCAAGCUGAUAAUGCACAGGUACUGGCGGGUUUCCUUAAUUCACCGGUGGAUAUUCCCACUUUGGUGGCUGCGAAGGGAUACAACCCUGUGACCUUUGAUACGCGCCCUCCAUUCGCCCGAUACUUUGUCAUCAAAUCAUAUACAGAAGACGAUGUCCACAAGUCUCUCAAAUACGAAAUUUGGAGUUCCACUGACCCCGGCAAUAAGCGCCUUGACAAGGCUUUCAAGGAAUGUGCUGGGAGGGGUCCAAUCUACCUAUUCUUUAGUGUCAACGCGAGCGGACAUUUCUGUGGCAUGGCGGAGAUGUUGACUCCUGUUGACUACACACGGAGCAGCACAGUGUGGGCCUCGGAUAAGUGGAAAGGUGUCUUCAAAGUACGAUGGAUAUUCGUUCGCGACAUUCCCAAUGCCAACCUUCGUCACAUACGCUUGAACAACACUGCCGAGCGCAAGCCUGUUACUAAUUCAAGAGACACGCAAGAACUUCUACCGGAGGCCGGGCAAGAGAUGCUUCGGAUCUUCCAUAGUCACCCAGCUAGGACAUCCCUUUUGCAGGACUUUGCUUUCUACGAGCUCCAGUCUCUGCAAAAAAUGCAGGCCCAGCAGCAGGUUGCUGCUGCUUCUGGCUCUGAUACGUCGACGCCUCAGUCACAGUCGCCGCCUCCCCAACAGCAGACGAUGUUUCCCAUGGCGAACAUGGCAACUCCAAACGCCAUGUAUGGUGCAAUGUCCCCUGGCAUUGGGGGCGCAAUGUCUCCAGCAAUGUCUCCAGCAAUGCUCCAGAUGCAGAUGCAGAUGGGCAUGAUGAAUCCCUUUGGGAUGCCGCAGACACAAGCCAUGCAUCAGAGUGUCAUGCGUCACCCAAGCCCAGCACCAACGAAUAACCAGAAUUACAUGAACAUGGGCGGGGUGCCGUUCUAAGCCGUAGGUAAACAACUUCCUAGGAGAUGCUAUUCACAAAAGUAUAGCGUUUUGUCACAUGCUAAGGUUUGGAUAUUAGAUUUCUUUCUCGAACGUCAGGCUGUUUAAACGAUCCGCCGUUUCUCUCUAUCCAAUCAUGUAUACGUACUCUUUUCUAUGUCGUCCUCGUUUGCUACUCAUACACCUCAUAGUGUCUUGUUUGCACACCCCAUCACUGUGUUACCCGCCUCCGUACCUUGAUUCUCCCCGAGCCAUUUACACUGCAGCUACAGAACGGCCAUGGACACAGGACUCUGAAUGGACGUGGAUAUCCGCUUGUUGCUACGAUGUAAUAUCUCGUGUAGUUUCUCCAUAUCUAACGACGACGAUACGAG
Molecule: messenger RNA, 2773 nt
Organism: Pisolithus orientalis
Lineage: Eukaryota; Fungi; Basidiomycota; Agaricomycetes; Boletales; Pisolithaceae
Product: YT521-B-like domain-containing protein
Exons: 9
Coding region: 141-2399 (752 amino acids)
Biological process (GO): mRNA destabilization
Cellular component (GO): cytoplasm
Molecular function (GO): N6-methyladenosine-containing RNA reader activity; mRNA binding
Source: RefSeq, a predicted model, not a curated record